This is a messenger RNA of Acanthaster planci (crown-of-thorns starfish), 4008 nucleotides long. RefSeq names its product cell adhesion molecule 4-like. Gene Ontology annotation, molecular function: cell adhesion molecule binding. Lineage: Eukaryota; Metazoa; Echinodermata; Asteroidea; Valvatida; Acanthasteridae. Gene Ontology annotation, biological process: cell-cell adhesion. The record is from RefSeq and is a predicted model, not a curated record. Gene Ontology annotation, cellular component: cell-cell junction; plasma membrane.
GAUUGUGUAAUAUGAGACACUUUCCCCGGACACAGGCACAGAUCACCUCGCCAUCCUUGUCUCUUGCGACAUUUGUACAUGUAACAAUCAGCAAUGCCACAGACAGACUGCAGGCCUUUUGUUUUUUUUUAAUAUCAAACCUGGCAAUUAAGAGGACAAUAAAUACAUGACUGUCACAGAACCCCGUCAUACACGUCAGUACACCUGGUGGCGAAAUGGGGGGGGGGGAUUUGGACAAGAUCAAAACAUGACCCGCCUGAGAGAACCGCAGUUUUCAAAAUGCACAAAUAUAAACAUGUCCGGUAUAAAAUGUCUGGUGUUUUUGGCAUCGUUCAAGUGAAGGUGCAUGUUUCGUUAAAGGUGACCGUUUGCUUUUUAUCUUCUGAAGAACAGGUCCGAUUGAGUCGAAACGCUCCGAGCACUUAAACAGGGGCGUGUGUUAAAGGAAAACAAUAUUAAAGUAACGUCGCGACGAUGCGUUGAGUAUCAAGUUAUAUCACAUUAAAAGGGCAUUAUUUAAAGUUCUUUGUUUUCUGAGGUUCAUGUCUGAUUGGGUUGAAAUAUGAAAGGUACUUUAAAAAAGCAUGUUAUACAGUAAGAAUGCAGUAUAAUGCUGCCAUCCCUGUCAUGUUACGUCAUUUUAGAGGUCCAGCUUUCAGACCUCUGUCUGCUUAAAGGACUUACUUGGUCAUAACUUUAUGUUAUAAGGUAACUCAUAGGACGGUCAUAAGUCUCGGAGUGACUUUAACAGCUGUAACAGCCUGUGUUUUGUCCACAUACACAAUUUUUAGGUUUACUUUAAUUUUUCUUAAUAAUUUUCUUCCAAGCAUUUUGUUUCUGUUGAUGUGGGUUUUUUUAACGCUCGCACAGGGAACAUUUGCCCGUCGACAAAAAAAUAUAUCAUUGCUGUUCUGCUUAACUGUAACUUGGAAUCCGAGCGUCCCAGUCCAUUGCGCAAGAAGCAUAUUUCCCCGAAUGAGAUCAUAUCCCGACUGUGUUGUCUGUCUGCUGAGGAUGACCAACGAGGGAAAUCCCCAGCUGUGACAUUGGUGUCGUGCUUAGUCUUAUUUACUUCAGGAUCAUGAGACUUGCUACUUUCACAAUUUAGGAUCAUAGUUGUCACGCUCAUCAUGGGCCCUGUGGUUUAUGUCUGCAUGCUGACCGCAUUUGGCGUGAAUGUCCUAGUCAGUGUCUGUGUCGUAACAACGGGACCGACUGUCUUGGGUGUUUAAGGCAAUCCUUUUGACACCAAGUAGACUCAAUUUAGGAUACAUCUGGUCGAAGGAAACAUUAGUUGUUCUUCAUUUGAGGGUCAAGUCGGCAAGGACGUUGGGAAAAUACAACUUUUUACGCGAUGAUUACAAAAUUGAGUGUAAUGGAAAGGGUGCAGUUGGAAUAACGGAGUAUACGGUACAAAGUGUGAAUACAACACUUUAAUUAUUUCCGGUGGAAGAAGCGAGGAAGCAGGCACAUUGUCGUGCUUGUCACUCUCCAUAAUAAUGACCUAGCUCAAACCUGGUAGAUGCAGGAAGUGAUGUCAAGGAAGUCAGGGCUAGUUUUUUUUUUACUUUCAUUCUUUAAUCUUCCAAACAUUCCACUUGGUGAGCACAAGACGAGGCGCUCUGGUCCAUGUCGUUUCAUACAGGUACAUUCGCAGAGACUGGCAAACCUAGCAGCAUGGGCGCGUUGCAGUUGACGCCUCUUGGACUUCUGUUUUGGAUGAGGAUGGUUUACCUCACCAGUGCGCAGAAUGGUGCAGAGCUCACCGUGGCACCUGACAACAUUACUGCUGUCGUUGGAGAGACAACUGUACUGCAGUGCACGUGGAGGGAGCCGCGCGGAUGGUUCUUAGUAGGGCGAGGUUCGGUUGAGUUCAUGAAUGAAAACGGCACGUUCCCCUGUUCUGCACGUCGCACCUGCUCCGAGAGUCUGGGUCUUGGUAAGAUAACAGCCACUUUGACAAUUAGCAGUGUACUACCAGAAGAUGCAGGUGGCUAUCUUUGCAAUUAUGAAUCUCCGGGAGGCGAGUUGCUUAGGUCACCCCCUGUAUACAUCACUGUGAUCGCGCCGCCCAACGAUACAUCACCACAAUGUCUGAUGCGUCACCCUGUACCCCAUCACUUGGUUGGUACUGACGUACUUUUCACGUGCUAUUCCAGGGGUGGAAUUCCUCCCGCUCAGCUCUACUGGUACAGAGGCCCAAAGCUAGUCGCCGGGCCUUCCGCAGGCAGUCUGACAUACACCCACCGUGUUACAGAGAGCGACGACGGUCUGAUACUGACCUGUCGGCUGAGAAGUGAAGUACUGCUUGGCCUAAGAAACUGCUCAGUAGUCGUGGAUAUUCCACCGGAGGCCGAGAUACAGCCGAGGCUUUUAACGAUUCGGAGCGGUGCCAACGUUUCCUUCACGUGCCGUGGUCGCUACUUCCCGGAAAGCUACAGGUUAUAUACAUGGACAUUACCGAAUGCGUCACAGAAUCUCCAAUUUGACUAUCAAAUCCAAGACGGCGUUUUGAACUUAUUCAACCUACAAACCAUAUUGUAUAAGGAGAUAUUCAACCUAACCUGUCUCGUCUCCGAUGGGUCUAAUGAGUAUGCUUUAGACACGGUUACACUGCAGAUCUUGAUGAAAGGAACUGAUCCGCCGGGUCUCCCAAGCACCAACUCCUCGAAUUUAAGCAUGAUUGUCGUAGUCGUCUGCUCCUGUGUCCUCGUGCUAGUAAUAGUGGUAACAAGCCUGUUCCUACUGCGGAUGAAGAUUAAGCGUCAGCUUAGGCCGGACCCGGUUGCUGCGUGCCAAGCACUCGACGAUCAUCAUCAGCAGCAGACGGACUACACGGCUCUUUCCGCUCGAGUUGGCCCCAACCGCCCUCAUCAGAUGUCGGCCUACCAGGGUCUGGUGCCCGAGUCCAUGGAUCUCACCUUCCCGCCGGACCCUGACUGGCGUGGGACUAGGCCUGACUCGGGGACGGUCUAUGAAGUCACCGAUUAUCCUGUGGAGGUGAAAUCGGGUGGCAACGAAUACGAGAAGGCAGUUGUCAUGCCAGUUUUAAAGAAAGGGAGCGAGCUGUAUGUAAACCACGACGUGGUGAAGGGGAAACGGCACAGGGGAGGACGGAAGUAAGGGGAGGGGGUUGUGGACAGAAAUAAGACUGCAGAGUUCGGUUCUUGGUUCGUUUGAAUCCUGUUGUGAUGGCACACUGACAGGGCAAGAGGCUACGUAUGUUAUAAAAAUUUCAUCUGAAACAUAAAUAUUUUGCAAUUUACAGAUAGAAUGCUAUUGUUGAAAAAAUUGUACCAAAACCAAAUUUUAAAUAGGGCUCAUAGUUUCGAGUGAACACCUCGCUAUUUGUCAGUUUGAAUCAGAGCCAUCAUAAAACUGAUAUUUUCCAAAGUAAGGCAAAUACUUUCUCCUGCUAUCUGUAAAGAAACAGAGAUAAUAUCCCGUUAACGUGCAACAAUCGGCCGAAAUAUAUUCGCAUUAGGUUCAUAAGUUGUGUUUAAUUUUCACUGAAACCUACAAAACGUUCCUGAAGGUUAAUUAGACCAGAGCCAUUUGCACAAUAGACGCUUUACUUGAUCUACAUGUAUAAUAAGAGCUUUAUUUACAUCGAAGUAUACCUUUUGGUCAUGUAAUCUUCUGCAGUGACUUUAGAAUCAGACCAAAGUUUCGUGUUGCAGACGCAUCUAUUUGAUGCCAGCUUCUUAAAAAUUGAUAUAGAAAUACAAUAGAAAGUAUGGCAGUGAAUAUUACGUGUGAUUUCCAUUGCGAAAGUAACAACUAAUCAUAUACAACUUGUAAUGUGUAAAUGAUGUUUUUUUGCAAUAUGCCGUGACAAAGCAAGUUAGAGUAAUUUAUUAUGCUGUAUAACCAGAAUACGUGCCCAGCUACAUGUCUCAGGGAAAUUUCCUCUGAAGCAAUGAUAGUAACCAAUACAAAACGCCUUGUUAAAUGAUUGUUUUAUAUAUUGCUGCAAAUGAAAUGAAAUGUUAGUUUUGCGAACGUGUA